AUGGCAUCAAGUGAAGACAGCGACUAUUACAAGCUCCUCGGCGUGAGCCGCGGUGCCACGCCCGAGGAAAUCCGCAAAGUGUACCGGCGGCUCGCCCUCCUCCACCACCCGGACAAGAACCCGGGCAGCGUGCGGGAGGCGACGGCAAAGUUCCAGCGUAUCCAGGCCGCCGUGGAGACGCUCUGCGACCACAGGAAGAGGGCCGCGUACGAAAUAGAGUUACGCCAGCGAGAGAGGAAGAGGAAGAGGGACGAGAGCUGCAGGCAGAGGGAACACAAGAGGAAGAGGGAAGAAGGACGUCAAGAGGAGACCCAUCACCGAGAACAACGGAAGGAUAAGUGGAGAAGGAAGCAGGGAGAAGAGAGGCGGAAGAGGUAUCAGAGAAGGCGGCGACGGCAAGGAACAAGCUACCGAUGUGACGAUGACGACGAAGACUUGCAAGAUGAUGUUCCUGAGGAAGAGAACAACGAGGAAAACGAAUGCACGGAAGAGAGUUCUGACGAGAAAGAGGAACGCGUGUACCGGGCAUAUGAACACGACUCAGAUUACGAGGCGGAGACGGAUGAAGGCUCCGGUUCCUGCAGCGACUACGAGUCCGAGGAAUCGUCCGAGCUGGAGACUCCAUCUGAGGAAGAGUCUGAGUCAGAGUCUUUCCACCAACAAGACUCCGACUACGACCCCGAGUCCGAGGCGACGAGUGACUCUUCCAGCGAAGAAGAGUCAGACGUGGAGGCCAAGAGCGAAUCCUCCUCCGAAGACGACGACGAGGAGGAGGAGGAGGAGGAGGAGGAGGAGGAGGAGGUAGAACAUGAAGAAGCGGAGAAACAGUUUGAAGGUGAAGAUGGUGAUGUAGAAGACCGGCACGAGGAGAGGCAUGACAAAAGAAAGAGAGAGGAUGAGGAUGAAGAAGAGUUUAGACAUCGUGAAAAGAAUAUGAGAGGAGAAAAAGAAGAGUCCGAAGACAAAGGGAUUGAUGAGGAAGACCACAUCGAAAAGAGACAUGAGAAAAGGAAGAAACGAGACGAAGAUGAAGAAGAGUUUAAACAACAAGAGGAGGAAGAGACUGAUGCAGAGAGUGAUAUAUCCCCCGAAGAAGAGGAGGAAGAGAAGCAUGCAGAGAGUGAUAUAUCCUCCGAAGAAGAGGAGGAAGAGAAGGAUGCAGAGGGUGAUAUAUCCUCCAAAGAAGAGGAGGAAGAGAAGGAUGCAAAGAGUGAUAUAUCCUCCGAAGAAGAGGAGGAAGAAAAGGAUGCAGAGAGUGAUGUAUCCUCCGAAGAAGAGGAGGAAGAGAAGGAUGCAAAGAGUGAUAUAUCCUCCGAAGAAGAGGAGGAAGAGAAGGAUGCAGAGAGUGAUAUAUCCUCCGAAGAAGAGGAGGAAGAGAAGGAUGCAAAGAGUGAUAUAUCCUCCGAAGAAGAGGAGAAAGAGAAUUACGCAGAAAGUGAUAUAUCCUCCGAAGAAGAGGAGGAAGAGAAGGAUGCAAAGAGUGAUAUAUCCUCCGAAGAAGAGGAGGAAGAAAAGGAUGCAGAGAGUGAUGUAUCCUCCGAAGAAGAGGAGGAAGAGAAGGAUGCAGAGAGUGAUAUAUCCUCCGAAGAAGAAAAGGAAGAGAAGGAUGCAAAGAGUGAUAUAUCCUCCGAAGAAGAGGAGGAAGAGAAGGAUGCAGAGAGUGAUAUAUCCUCCGAAGAAGAGGAGGAAGAGAAGGAUGCAAAGAGUGAUAUAUCCUCCGAAGAAGAGGAGGAAGAGAAGGAUGCAGAGAGUGAUAUAUCCUCCGAAGAAGAGGAGGAAGAGAAGAAUGCAGAAAGAGAUUAUGAGAAGGAUGCGGAGAGUGAUGUAUCCCAUGAAGAAGAGGAGGAAGAGAAGGAUGCGGAGAGUGAUAUAUCCCCCGAAGAAGAGGAGGAAGAGAAUGAUGCAGAGAGUGAUAUAUCCCCCGAAGAAGAGGAGGAAGAGAAGCAUGCAGAGAGUGAUAUAUCCUCCGAAGAAGAGGAGGAAGAGAAGGAUGCAGAAAGUGAUGUAUCCUCCGAAGAAGAGGAGGAAGAGAAGGAUGCAGAGAGUGAUAUAUCCCCCGAAGAAGAGGAGGAAGAGAAGGAUGCAGAGAAAGAGGAGGAAGAGAAGGAUGCAAAGAGUGAUAUAUCCUCCGAAGAAGAGGAGAAAGAGAAUUACGCAGAAAGUGAUAUAUCCUCCGAAGAAGAGGAGGAAGAGAAGGAUGCAAAGAGUGAUAUAUCCUCCGAAGAAGAGGAGGAAGAGAAGGAUGCAAAGAGUGAUAUAUCCUCCGAAGAAGAGGAGGAAGAAAAGGAUGCAGAGAGUGAUGUAUCCUCCGAAGAAGAGGAGGAAGAAAAGGAUGCAGAGAGUGAUGUAUCCUCCGAAGAAGAGGAGGAAGAAAAGGAUGCAGAGAGGGAUGUAUCCUCCGAAGAAGAGGAGGAAGAGAAGGAUGCAGAGAGUGAUAUAUCCUCCGAAGAAGAGGAGGAAGAGAAGGAUGCAAAGAGUGAUAUAUCCUCCGAAGAAGAGGAGGAAGAGAAGGAUGCAGAGAGUGAUAUAUCCUCCGAAGAAGAGAAGGAAGAGAAGGAUGCAGAGAGUGAUGUAUCCCCCGAGGAAUAG
Scylla paramamosain (green mud crab) is the source of this 2589-nucleotide messenger RNA. Its product is annotated as glutamic acid-rich protein-like. The transcript is spliced from 4 exons. Gene Ontology annotation, cellular component: cytoplasm. NCBI's taxonomy places the organism in Eukaryota, Metazoa, Arthropoda, Malacostraca, Decapoda, Portunidae. The record is from RefSeq and is a predicted model, not a curated record. The coding region runs from base 1 to 2589 and encodes 862 amino acids.